Messenger RNA from Chenopodium quinoa (quinoa), 1913 nucleotides. RefSeq names its product peroxidase 57-like. The coding region runs from base 112 to 1809 and encodes 565 amino acids. Gene Ontology annotation, molecular function: heme binding; peroxidase activity. Gene Ontology annotation, biological process: hydrogen peroxide catabolic process; response to oxidative stress. The record is from RefSeq and is a predicted model, not a curated record. The transcript is spliced from 4 exons. NCBI's taxonomy places the organism in Eukaryota, Viridiplantae, Streptophyta, Magnoliopsida, Caryophyllales, Amaranthaceae.
UGUCAACUCAGGUAUAAACUACUAUAUAGUUAGCCAAAAUUGGCUCUGAUUUUCAUAAAUCGUUAUAAAAAAAAUUAUCCAAAACAACAAGAUCAAAGAAGCUAGCUAGCUAUGGGGCUCUUGUAUGCACCAUUGUCUAGGCUCGGUUUAACUCUAGUUGUUGUACUAAUCAUUUUAACAACGAGCCAAAAUGUUGAUUGUAAGAGACACAACUUGUUGAGUGUUGAAGCCGGUGUGGUUAUCACUUCCAAUGAUCGUCCUAACCCUCCACCAAAGCCGUCACCUUCCAAUGACCGGCCUAACCCUCCACCUAAGCCAUCGCCUUCCAUUGAUCCUCCUAUUACCCCAUCUUCGAGUCCUCCUAGUCCUCUUUCGACUCCUCCAAUAAUGGAGCCACCGAGUCCUCCUAGUCCUCUUCCGACUCCUCCAAUAAUGGAGCCACCGAGUCCUCCUAGUCCUCUUCCGACUCCUCCAAUAAUAGAGCCAUCGAGUCCUCCUUUGCCUAUAGACGACACAUUUACUCCCGUGCCUUCUAUUGAUUCUCCCCUCAUCACGCCUUCUCCUGAAGCCUAUCCUCCUCUUUUGCCGCCACCUCUUGCACCAUCCCCUUCUCCUGUUGGCCUUCCUCCUCUUUUGCCGCCUCAUAUUCCUCCUGUUGUUGCUCCUUAUCCUCCUACAGUUGAUCCUCCUCCUUCUCAAGUACCUUCUCCAAAGGACGAUGCUCAUUAUGAAGAACCUUCUAAUCCAGCCUUAUCACCCCCUUCUCCUACUGUUCCUCCUCCGCCUCAUUCGCCAUCAAGACCUCCUUCAACGACGCUCUCUCCACCUCCGCUUUCUAAACCUUCUCCGUCUCCUCCUUUAAGACCUUCUUCCCCUAACUCUUACCCUUCUACCUCUAAUGACACUCCUAAAUUGCAAGUUGGUUACUAUCAAGGGAAAUGCUCUAAUAAGUCCAUGGAUGUUGAAGCUCUCAUAUCAACUAUUGUUGAAGAACAUUUCCUAAAUGAUACUUCUAUCCUUCCCGCCCUACUUCGCUUACAAUUUCACGAUUGUUUUGUCCAUGGAUGUGAUGCUUCAAUCCUAAUAGAAGGAAAUGCAACUGAAAAGACUGCGAUCCCUAAUCUCACUGUAAGGGGAUAUGAACUUAUUGAUACAAUAAAGGCUUCUAUUGAAGAAGAAUGCCCCGGAAUUGUCUCUUGUGCAGACAUCAUAGCAGUAGCUACUAACGUCGUAAUAAAAUUGGGAGGAGGACCAGAAUAUUUAGCACAAACAGGAAGAAGAGAUGGAAUAAUUUCAAACGAUGAAGAUGUUGAUCUUCCAAGUCCUACUUUGACAGUGCAAGAAACUAUUGAUGUUUUCCAAGCAAAAAAUUUCACUGCUGAAGAAAUGGUUGUUCUUUUAGGUGCUCAUACUGUUGGAAUUGCACAUUGUAUAUCAUUCGAAGACCGCCUUUACUCAGGCACUAGCCAGUUUGACCCAACCAUGGACCCAACCCUUCGCGAACAAUUGUCGGAAACAUGCCCCCAGGGACAAUUCUCUAACAACUUCGCUCUCCUAAACCAAAACCCUCAACAUUCAGGCAAAGUUGACAACACUUUCUACAACCAAAUCUUGAAACAAAGAGGAAUCCUCUCAAUUGACCAAGCAUUGGCUAAUGAUCCUUUAACAAAAGCAACAGUUGUACAAUUGUCUUUAAAUGCCACUUUAUUCAAUGUUGCACUUGCAAAUGCAAUGGUGAAGCUGCAAGCAGUUGACGUCCUUACAGGCGAUCAAGGAGAGAUUAGAAAUGUUUGUAGUAAAUUCAAUUGACAGCGACGACAAAGCUUCGUCUUAUAUUUUUUUCCAACACUAUAACGUGUUCUUAUGUUAAUUUAAGAUAUGCCUAUAUACUAAUUCAUUUUUUUCCUCACUCA